Molecule: messenger RNA, 2204 nt
Organism: Impatiens glandulifera
Lineage: Eukaryota; Viridiplantae; Streptophyta; Magnoliopsida; Ericales; Balsaminaceae
Product: receptor-like protein 4
Exons: 9
Coding region: 139-2007 (622 amino acids)
Molecular function (GO): protein binding
Source: RefSeq, a predicted model, not a curated record
UCACGCCUCUGUUACGGUUUCUCUCUCCUCUCUCUCUCUCUCUCUCCUCCAAUCGCCAUUUUCAAUUCUACUAAAGCUUCAGACUGUAAUACCUUUGUCCAUUUGCAGACUACUGACAAUCGCCGGCGGCAAAUCAUCAUGUCAUUUCUCAUUCUAUUCCAUUUGAUUCUCAUUAUCAUCCCGGCUAUAUCUUCCUCCGACGUCGUUUACCGUAUUGAUUGUGGAAGUCCGAUUAAUUCAACCGAUAACUUCAACUCAACAUGGAUAUCCGAUCGUUUCUACACCGGAGGUUCCAACGGCCUAGUCUCCGAACCGCUUCACUUUCAACAAUCACAAGAGAAAACGCUUCGUUUCUUCCCAAUUUCAUCUGGUAAAAAGAACUGUUACGUCGUUCCGGUUCCCGACGGUCGUUAUUUCAUACGGACAUUCACCGUUUACGACAAUUACGACGGUAAGUCUCAGUCGCCGAGUUUCGAUGUAUCUGUUGAAGCAACGUUGGUUUUCAGUUGGCGAUCGCCGUGGACGGAGGAGAUCGCUUCAUCCGGUGCUUAUUCCGAUCUAUUCGCGUUCGUUACAGAUGGAGAAGCUGAUGUUUGCUUUUACAGUAUAGCUACAGAUUCGCCGGUGAUUUCGUCGCUUGAGGUUGUUCAGGUUGAUACCGCGUCUUAUGACUCAGCCACGAUUGGAAACAAUUCGAUUCUGGUUAAUUAUGGAAGAUUGACUUGCGGCUCAGAUAAUUGGGGACCGGGAUUCAGCAACGAUACUGAUUUCUUAAGCCGUUCCUGGCAAUCCGAUGAGCAAUAUCGGUCUCCUGGUGGUAAGGGAAUCCACACAAUCGCUACAAAGAAAGCUAUAGUGAAUGCUGACCAGAGUCCGAACUAUUUCCCUAUGAAACUUUACCAAACCGCUGUAUCUACCGUAGAAAACGGAGUGAUCGAUUACGAAUUACCUGUGGACGCAAAAUCGGACUAUCUAGUUUGGCUACAUUUCGCUGAAAUCGACGAAACUGUAACGAAACAGGGCCAGAGAGUUUUCGAUGUUGUGAUAAACGGAAACAAUUUGACAAGGAUUGAUAUAAUUCAGCACGUCGGAAGCUUUGCUGCCUUUAGUUGGCAUUACAUUGCCCGGAAUUUAACAAGCACAACUUUGAAUAUUCAACUUAUUCCGGUCACCGGAGCGCCAUUACUAUGCGGGCUUGAGAAUUACGCGAUUGUUCCUGCCGAUAUUUCCACUCCUAAGGAUCAAGUGGUUGCAAUGAGAGCGUUAAAAGAUUCACUGAAUGUACCUGAUAGAAUGGGUUGGAAUGGUGAUCCUUGCGCUCCACCUAUGUGGGAUGCUUGGGAAGGUGUCACUUGUCAUCCUUCUAACAACAAAUCUUCUGGACUUGUUUCCAUCUCUCACAUAGAUGUUGGUAGUCAAGGGUUGAAAGGAGGGUUUAUAAGCGAUAGAAUAGGCUUAUUGUCUGACUUGGUAAGCUUGAAUCUAAGCUCUAACACUUUGGGAGGAAGUUUACCAUCGGAUCUUGGUCAUAAGGCCCUUAUGAAGUUGGAUUUGUCGAAGAAUAAGUUUACAGGGUCAAUACCAGAUAGCCUUUCUUCUACUAAUCUGCAGCUUGUACUUUUGAAUGAUAAUUUGCUAGAAGGAAGAGUGCCGGAGGAUCUUUAUUCUGUGGGUGUUCAUGGUGGAGUUAUUGAUUUAACCGGUAACAAAGACUUGUGUGGCGUACCUCCUUUAAAAGAUUGCCCACUAUUAUGGGGAAAACAAGGCUUAUCCACAGCUGGGAAAAUCGGAGUCGCCAUCUCAUCCGUCUUCUUAUUUUGCCUUAUUUUGUUGGGAACCAUCGUAUACAUCAGAAGACGUCGCAAUGACUAUGACUUUAGUCUCCCUCACGAACUGGCUUCUCUAGCUGCCAAGAGAAACAAAUAUCAAAGACAGAAAUCUAUGAUGGCCUUAGAAUUGGAGAGCCAACAUGCCAAAGGAUUCAUACCAAAUCUAGAUGCGAAAUAAACUCGUAAAAGCUAGGAAGAAGGUAGAAGAUUUUGAUCGUAUAACCUCCCCUCCAUAUGUAUAAUAUAUUGCAGUUUUUGGAUUUUGGAAAAUGGAGGAGAAUCAUUGUGGGUUAUAGUGCAUUUGUCAAUGAUUGAUCUUGAAACAUGAACAGUCUGUUGUAAGAGAUAUAUAUAUGAUUUAGGUUAUUUUUCAUA